Symbiodinium natans is the source of this 534-nucleotide messenger RNA. The record is from the annotation of a GenBank genome assembly. NCBI's taxonomy places the organism in Eukaryota, Dinophyceae, Suessiales, Symbiodiniaceae.
AUGGCUGGUAGGGCCUUUGUCGUGCUUGCGAUCGCGCCGCUGGUGGCCGGACAGUCCUGCCACGCACUGGACGUGAUCCACGCCCACUGUCAGGUGUCUGUGACAGCACAGACAUCCUGCAAGGCGGUGCAAGAUGAGAUGGUGUCUCGCGUGGCAAGCAUCAGCACCGGGGCCUGGCAUGAUCCCCACAACAACGGCAUCUACUCCUUGGAGUCCCAGACCGAUGCCCAGCUGGAGUUCAAGCGUGUCACCGGCAACAAGAUGUUCACCGACAAGCUGAAGUUCGACUUCGAAGAUGUUGAUGGCACCUGCAAAAUCCACGGCUGCAGUCAGAGUCAGAUUCCGUCUGUGGCAGACUUCUCCACCAACUACUGCAAUCUCAGGAUGCUGUAUUGUGGAGAAGACGAGGGCUGUGAGCCGGUGCAGUAUUCCUUCAGCGUCAAGGAGGACUCCGUUGAACCGUCCUGGGGGGCCGGAAAGGACCCAUCCGCCUGCCUGAAGACGGCGAAGACGGCGACUACCAUUGCGGUGUGA